AUGAAUCAAGAAAGCGGUGCUCACUCACUAGACGCCUGCCAGCCGUGCCCAGCAGGCGGAUACUGCACAGGGCCAGGCGCUGCUACCAAAAGUGGACAGAUCGACGGCGGAUACUAUAGCUCUAGUGGCGCGAUAUCUUCCAAACCAGUUCCCGGCUGCAGAUUGCUCGCAGCAGUUUUUGGGGGGCAAUCGACACCAUGCACAGGAUUCGAAGGCUCGAUAGAAACAUUUGUCGAGGCCCAGUUACAAUGCCUUAAUAAUGACCAGUGCCAAGGAAUAGUCGAGACUCCGGAUGGGGCCUUUUUCCUCAGUGGGGGAUCAGCAGAAGCCGAUUGCUUGCCUUGCCCACCAGGCUUUUACUGUGACAUGCAAGGGCUCUCUAAGCCAAGUGGCCUUUGUCCAGCAGGAAGGUUUUGCCAAGCAGGAACACAGAGCGCACACGAUGCUGAGGAAUGCAAAGCAGGCCACAUGUGCCCAGAAGGAAGCCCCACUGCUAUACCAUGCCCUCCCGGCACGAAGCAGCCGUCUUUGGGGCAAGCAACAUGCAUGGAAUGCGUUGCUGGUUAUUAUUGUCCUCCCGGUACCUCAUGGAAGGAGCCUAUUACCUUUUGUAAGCAUGGAGAAAUAUGCCCACCUGGAUCGGCGGAACCACAAGAUUGCCCUCCAAAUCACUAUUGCAACACCGUAAAGCUUGCGGAACCAUCGGGUCCGUGCAGUGGUGGAUUUAUUUGCAUUUCACGAUCCACUACUCCCAGGCCGACUGAGGCGCAAAAUGGGAGUGCAUGCGAAGAACAAAUGGCUGGACGGCCUUGCCGGAAAGGCCACUACUGCCCUCGACCGGCGUCUCCCUUGGUGGCAGGGACAGGAUUCCCUGGCACUGGUGGUGACGGACUCCCUGGUCCGCAAGCGACCCUGAUGCUGCCUGCAUACGCUGUUGUGGACUUGGCUAGUCACGACGUAUAUAUUUCGGAUUACAGCAAUUUCGCUGUGAGGGUGGUUUACGGCGAUACAGGUCGAAACGCUAUUGUGGAGUACGAUGUGGCAUCCAAAGCGCUAAAGCCACUGGAGAAUAUUGGUGCAAGCCUUGCGAAUCCACUAGGCUUGGCGCUUGAUGAGGACUGCACUAACUUAUAUAUUGCCGACAGUGGAAAUCACAGUGUUGUGAGACAUACGUUCGGCACUGAUGGCAUCACACGCAUCAUCGGGACAGGCACAGCAGGGGAGAACGGAGUUGAGACGCCUCCCGACACUAUCCAGCUUAAUUUACCAUCUGGGGUGGUCGUAGACAAACAGCAGCUUUAUGUUGUGGAUUCAGGCAACAAGCGAGUGCUGCGGAUGGACAUGACGAGUAAUCAGCUGCUUAAGUCGAUUGGGAGGAGCCUCCUCAAACAGUCAUCUGAUGCUGUUGGAACGGUAUCAGAUGCUGAUUUGACUGCCGCAUUGCCGAACACCCAUGCUUCUAUGCUCAGUAGCAGUACUGGCACUAGCGUCCGAGCUUCAUACGCAUACUUCGAGCUGCCAGUAUCUGCAGCACUUGCUCUCCGGAAGGACAAACAAGUGCUGGUGGUCUCUGAUGCUGGGGCUAGAGCCCUUCGAGAGGUUGAUCUUGACGCAGAAACCAUGUCUACGUUAGUGGAUUACUCUUCUUGGGAAUCUGCUGUAGUUGAGAAAGCAGCAAAGAGUAUUGCAGCUACAGGACUGCACAUGGCAUUCCACGGCGUCAGUACUUUCUACGGGGCAGAACAGAAGCAAACAGGAGUUCUCUUCGCUGAUAGUUAUAUGCACCGAGUUCGCCGAAUCGAGAUAGAGACAGAUCUUUACUCGCUAGAUCCGACCGUUGAUAUCCCAUGUCCUGCUGGAACAUAUCUACCAUACACUGGAGCGGCUUCGGAGUCUGAAUGCAUAAAGUGUCCUUAUGGAAUGUACUGCGCCGAAGAAGGACUCAGCGAACCACAAGGAGCUUGCUAUGAGGGAUAUUACUGUCCUCGAGGAUCGAAUUCACCCACGCAGGAGGAGUGCACUGCUGGCCACUUCUGCAAAGCACAUGCUGGUACAGCAAGCACCCCAAUCAUUUCUGCUCCGUUGCCCACUACUGGAACGCUAUUACGCUUCCUGGAGGCUAAAACGGAUUUGGAGGUGUCUGCGAGAGCAAGAACACUCACAUCUGGGUGGUUUAGAAGUGGUACCACUACUACGUGCUGUAGAGCUGAAGCGUGCCUCAAUAAAUUGGAUGGAGACACGAAGGAAGAGGAUUUACUCGUGAUAGAGCUCGAAAAUCCUAUGGACCUCGUCAACAUUCGCAUUGAAGCGCAGGGGGAUCAAACGAAUACGGGCUACUACUGCACAGAAGGAUCUUGGACUGCCACGCCAUUGGCUGGCAUGAUACAUCCAGACACAGGAGAGGAGUCAAGUGUUGGUGAUGUGUGUCCACCAAACCACUACUGCCCUCAGGGAGCAUCGAAACCUACUGCAUGUCCAAGGUGAGAAUACCGAACCCUCUGCCCUGCUGGCACAUUUAGCGCUGCAGGCCAAGCGUCCUGCACUCCAUGCAGCAGCGGCACUUACUGCCCUAGUCCAGGAGCUACAACGGACGGCCUACCUUGUCCCAAGGGUCACUUUUGUGGCAAACAAACAUCCAUACCAAACCCAUGUACUCCUGGGACACUCCAGGACGAGAUUGGCAAAACCUCUUGCAAACCGUGCCCGCCGGGCAAAUACUGCUCAGGAUAUAGGGCAACAGCGCCCACUGGAAGCUGUUUUGCCGGAGUAAUCUGCGUUGAAGGCGCAACCCAUCCGCUUUUUAUCGAAGAUGUGUACAGGCUUGAGGACAAGAAAAAUGGGCUUUGCCCCCCCGGCCACUACUGCAACGAAGGGGCACUAGAGCCAGAGCCAUGCCCUGAAGGACAGUUCCAGGAUAAACCCGGAGCUAAGGCUUGCAUGGACUGUCCAGCAGGCAAAUAUUGCUCUGGGAAGGGAAACACAGCUCCUACUGGGCCGUGUUUUCCGGGUUAUGUUUGCUAUCGAGGCUCCUCAACUGGACAACCGGACGAUGGAAGCACAGGAGAACUUUGUCCAAAAGGAUGGUUCUGUGAAGCUGGCACAACCCACCCCACUGCGUGCCCUCCAGGCACACAUACUGACAAAGCCGGUCAGCAGACCUGUGAUGUAUGCACAGAAGGAUUCUAUUGCAACACAGCUGGGGAGGAACCAAAAAUAUGCCCAUCCGGAAAGGUCUGUGAGAUGCACCCUGCCAACCUACCCUUACUAAUACUUCCUGAUGCCAUGUUUUGGUGGGAACUAAGCAAUUGUCUCCAGAAAGAAACUGGAGAGGAAGGAUAUGGUGGCAUACCGUGCCCAGCAGGGCAUUACUGUCCUGCUGGAACCACAAAACCAAUUGCGUGCCCUGUUGGGAGCGUGCGGCAAGGUUUAAUGGGCCGGUUCUUUUGCCCAUUGCUUUCGCUCGUUCCUGAGCCCUGUCCAGCUGGUCACUUUUGCCCUUUGGGCUCUACGAAGCCACGACCUUGCUUUGGAGGCACCUAUAACCCUCACCAGGAAGGUAGUGGGACAUCUUCAUGCUUACUGUGCUUGGCUGGAUAUCUGUGUCCUGGUGAGGGGAAUGGUGAGCUUGGACCAGAAAAUCAAUGCCCUACAGGACAUUAUUGCUUGGAGGGGAGCCAGCAACCUAUCCCUUGUCCACCAGGAACUUACGCAGAUGAGCAAGGCUUGAAAAGUGAAAGCGGCUGUAAGCCAUGCUCAGCUGGAACCUAUUGCCCUUCGGACGGCUCAUCAGGGCCUGGGUACCAGUGCCCCGCAGGGCAUGUCUGUCCUUCAGGCACUGCGAUCCCACGAAAGUGCUUGCAGGGGACCUGGUGUCCUGCUGGAAGUGGCGAGGCGCAAAAGUGUCCUGCUGGAGCAGUGUGCGCAAUAGGUUCAGGAGCACCACAGUCAUGCCCCCUUGGUUCCUACUGCCCUCUCGACAAAUCAGUUCCUAUCCCGUGCCCAGCAGGCUAUAUAGGCUCUGUCGACCGGUCCGAUACCAGCUCAUUGGAUACGGGAUGCACUAUAUGCCCGAGGGGUACUUACUCGGAUGAAACAGGGAUGAGUGAAUGCCUGCCAUGUCCCCCUGGCUACGUUUGUCUUGAAGGCUGCAGCGCCAGCAUGCCAACAAGCAUAGAGAGAGACAAAGGCUACAGGUGUCCACCUGGGACAUAUUGCCCCUCAGGAUCUAGUAAAGAAGUAUUAUGCCCUUCAGGGACAUAUGGUCUGCAAGCGGGUUCCUCAAGUAUUGACUCUUGUUUCCCUUGCCCUUCAGGAACUUACAACAAUAUGGAGGGCCAGACAGGCUGCAUACUUUGCGGGGCCACUGCAACAUCAAAUUCACAAGCAACGUCUUGCUCCUGCAAAGGGACGAAUAGAUCGUUUCAAUCAGCUGACAGGUCAUGCGUAUGCCUAUCAGGAUUCCAUUAUAUUCAGGGGCAGCAAGACCUCAGUGAUCAAGAUGGAGUUGAGCCUUGUCAACAAACGCUGUACGACGAAUGUGGGGACGACACUUCACGUGACGCUACAGGGGCGUGCAAGACCCCGGAUGAGGUUUGCACCAGUCAGUGCGGACCUGGCGGAGGCAGCUUCAGCAGCAUUUCAGGCCUGUGCAUGUGCGCCGGCAGAAAAUCGCUGGAUGAGGUGUGUGACGAAACAUGUAGAGCAGCACGUCCUCAAAUGAUCCUGAAUAAUUCGACGAUAGUACUCGACGAUCCUGAAAGCCUCACCGGCGAUAGAGAGUUUGCUUUGGAUGAACUAACAUCCCAAUGGGGCCUGGCUAGCGGCGCAUUCAACUGCAAUGAGCGCACAGGAUGCACUGUCCGGAUUUUCGACACCACUCUAGCGAACAUGAACGGGCUCGUCGGCGUACCACAAAGCCUCGUGGAUGAUAUCGAUGAGCGAAUUCAACAAGUAUCGAAGGACCAAAGCAGGCUGAGUGCAGAAGAAAUAAAUAUACAUUCGUCUGCAGGGGGUUCGGACUUUGGCUAUUUUGGUGUGUCAGAUCCAGUGCAAUGCUUGCCACUGGGUACCACUGUAGCUUGGUACAUUCGCCCGAGCCCCAACCCUAUUUAUCCUGUGUACCUCCGGAACAGUUUGCUGAACACGAACAAAGAAUUCGAUUAUGGAGCAUUCAGGAGCCUCGACAACGAAAUGCAAGCAGGGGAGCAGAGAAUCCUUUUCCUUUUUACAUUCAAUGAAUCAGGGUUGUACACGUUUGGCCUGAAUUCUGACCAGAACAAAAUUUUGGUGCUUCGAGUUAUGGAAGCUAGGAGGCUGUGCAGGGAAGAUGCAUUGCUUCCCCAGUUGAGAACCGUUGAGACCUUGGCUGCCGUCGCUGCUCAACUCCCGUCUAACAUAGAAGCUACCAGCUUGUUCAUGGCUGCGAUACUCGCUAUAGCCAUUGGAGUGAUGGGAGUGCUUGUCUUUCUGGCAGCCUGGAUAUUUACCCACCAGCGUCUUGAAAACUUUAGAGCAUGCUCCAAAGCCUUGAAUAUCCAUCUGAUGUACUGCGAGCUGCUUAUGCACAGUGAUGCUACCGUUGAUGAGAUGGCCGACCUUGUGCUCCAUACUCAAGCUAAGGUAUCAAGGAAGGAGGACCCUGGGGUAUUGCGCGCAAGGCAAGCUUUGGCGAAGAGGCUAGAUAUGCAAGAUCCACGUGUAUUUAUCGCAGUGCUUAUAUUAGCAAAAGAUAUUCAAGAGAAAACCGAGACUCAGUGUGAACAGAUAAGAACGCAACGUUGUGAGGGUCUCUCGCAACUGGUCGAAAUAACAAAGUCCAUGAAGCAUGAGCUUGUUAACCAGAUAAAGGAAGCUGUGAACUCAGAAGUAAGACUUGCUAGAUAAGAAAAGGACACCUUCAAUGAUACACAUGCGCGAGGGGCGUGGAGCAAGGAGGCUGAUGAGCUUCGAGAAGAUAUCCUUUCGUCUCUACUCAGCCUUUUAAGCCUCAAACGAAUUGAUCUAAUCAACAAUCUAGCACGGAUGGGAAAGGAACACGAGGAGGUUAUGGCUCUGAAAAAGAAAUGUACCCAGCUACUUUGUCUACAAAGUACAAGUGAAAUAGGGUCACAGACAGAUUCCUUGCACUCAAGCAUGCUGCUGCCAGCUCUCGACGAAAAAGGACAGGCGUCAAUGUCAUCUAACAAGCCCUCAGUAGAAGAACAAGUGGAAAGCCUUCUUGAGGAGUUUAGAAGAGCGCAGGCGGAUGCUGAUGACAAGUUGCCUUGUGUAACUGAGCUAUACAAAGCAAAACUGAAGACCCUUCUCAAUGACCUGAUGAUUGGCAGCGCAGAGCUGGAGCUGAGCUCGGCCAAGGCCAGUCUAAAAAUGCACCAAGAUGAGGCCGAUGAGCGCCUAACGGUUGGGAUUUACAACAUCAUGUGCAAGGCCGUUCGGCAAUUUGAGAUAUACGGAGCCGCCAUUGAGCGUGAAGUUAACACCUGUAUCAAAGCAACAAAUAAGGCUUUCAAUGAUGCGAAGGCUACGAUAAGCACAAGCGCUAUGAAUUCAAUGGAACCAGCCAACGUGCUGAGGGCAGCUGUAGCAUCGAGCCUCAAGGAGGCACGCUCACGAACGCAAGUCGCCGCAGGGCAAGCCCAGGAUAUUAUCUCCACGUUGGAGGCAGAGGCACUAGAACAAAUUACAUCCUGGAACACAGACUACCAAUCAGAAUUCGAACACAUGCAUGAUACUGUUAUUACGGCACAAAAUGAUGUUCUCAACCGCGCCUAUGGCACUGAAACACGACUACUCCUGGCAUCGAUGCAAACUACAAGAAGUCGACUGCUGGAGCAAAUACACAAACGGCAUGAGCGAAUCCACGCCAUUCGAUGCUCGAGCUUAUUGGACGAGCUGCAAGUCACACUAGAUGCCAGUAUUUCAGUCACCGGCCGCAAAAAGCGGCAACAGCAAAUCGAUGAAGCUGUUGACGAGGUUUCAAAAGAGCUGGGCCGACUUCGCGAUUCUGAGUUGGAGUCAGCAGCUACUACGCUUGAUCGCGCAAUCGCUUCAAGAGCAGAGACUGUUAAAAAUAGACAAGCUGCAUUCAGGUCCCACAAGCUUUUAGUGCUACAACGCCUGCGACACGUAGCCAUACAACACAGUUCAACCAAAGCACAGGCUACGUUUGCGCUAGUGCGCCGAGGACUACUAAUCCUUUCUGCCCAGUUAAAGGCAGCCAUGCACUGCGAAGCAGCACUCUUUCAGCAUUUGGCAAAGUAUGGAGUAGACCUGGCGACAGUACUUCAGAAGAAUCCCGAUAAUAUUAAUGCGGUGGGGACCAUGCGGGAGGAGUUGCAGAUUCAGCAUCGGAGCGUACUGGCUGAACAUAGAGAGAAGACGCUUGAAAGCCUCCGAAAUCAACGGGAAGAAGCAACUGAAGAGCUUUGGGAGCUGGAAUCUAGUGCAAGGAAAAAGCUUACCGAGGAGCAUCAUGAUCAAACAGAACAGAUCCAGCUUACCCGUGUAUGGAUCGAAGACGCAGCUGCGCAGGAGGAUGCCGCAAGAAAUGAGUACGAAACCAGUGUUUUCAACAUCAGAAAACAGCACUUAGAAGGAAUCCGAGAGCUCGACCAUAUCAAGCUGCUUGCAUCAUUCAAGCAAAAGUUGCUGAACAGGAUUAAUGGGGAAUUUUUGACACGCGCAGCUGAGGCAAGGAGAGAUGGCCUAGAUUCGGACGCUGAAGAAACACUGCUGCAAAAGUGGAAAAAUGCAGCAGCAGAUCUGGAACAUAUCAUAGCUCGCGAAAGAGAAGUAUAUCGCCACUAUGCUGAGAGAAUGUGCAUGGUUCAGAGAGAAAAAAAUUUCGAAGCGUUUGCUGAUUCACAGGAGCGUCGGCUGAGACAGACAGCUUUAACAAAGUCUCUAGAGCUGGCGGAAGCACGAGAAAGCGAAGAAUAUCUUCAUGAGAACCUUAGGUUCAGCAUGAAUGAAGUACAAAGGAUCGUGUGGAGGAGUUGUGCCCUGUCAGGGGGAGGCACUACUCUGCAAUCGUAUGCCGAUGUUCACCAAGUGUGGAUUAUUGCCCCUGGAAAUAAGCUUUACAAAACAGCUACUGAGUUGCAAAAGCAGCUACGCUACCGUCGCAAGAAGUGUAUUGACUAUUCCACGAUAAAGCAAAAUUCUGUUGAAAGCGGGUCUAAAAGAGCUAUAGCAGUACUGCAGAGUCAAUCCAUUCAGGAACUAUCUGAUGAUACGAGUGAUACUGAAGAAAGCAGCAGGGGUGCUGCCGUUUUAGUUCAAGCGGAUGCACCAGACACCAUUGCAGAUAUUGUAUCAGAUGCACAACGAAGACUAGAAGAGGUGCUUAUUGAGAUUGCAAAAGAGCAAGAGGAUGCAGCGGAACAGGAAAAAGUCGAGAUACAACAAGAGUCGGCACAACUGCAAAAGAUGCAUGAGAUCGCCAAGCGGAAGCUAAGUGACGAACAUAGAGCAAAACUGGCACUGGUGACUGAUGAUGCAAAAGAACAGCUCCUCAGAGAGCAUGAGAACGCGCUCAGCCAGAUGGACGCAGCGCUGGAAGCUGAACAGAAGCAGCAAGAAGAGCGUGCUCAUUGUAAAUUUAUUGAGCGCCAGCAGCGUCUGCUGCAAAAGCGCCGCGAAGCCGAGGAGCAGAAGCAAAAGGCAGUCCAAGCCGCCGAGGCAGAACUUGAGGCACGCCUCAUCGCUCUGGCCAGCAAGGAGAAAGCUGUUGAGCAGGAAGAGCUGCAGCGCUUGGCCAAUCAGGGUACCGAUACUGCUGCAGUAGUCGAGCUGCUUGCUCGAAGACAUAACAAGGAGGUAUCAUGCCUCCUUCAAGAGCUGUCUUUGAAAAAGGCAGAAGACAUAAGCGCGAAAAUCGAGCAGUUCUGGAGUGCCAAAGGAGGGAGGAACUGCGACAACCGCCCCGAUGAUGUGCAGAUGUUAUACAAGGCCGAGCUACAGGAGCUUCUUUUCGUGGAGACGCAGGCGGCCGAAGACCGUAUGACUUUGCAGCUGCAGGAAUUGCAGCACAAACAAGCUAGUGAAAUAGAGGACAUUUUAAAGCAUAUGGAAUGUAGAUUGAAAGCGAAGCAGGAAAGAAAAACAAAUCUGUCAGAACAAGAACAAGCCUUUCAAUUGAACAAGGAGGCUGAAGCUGCAGCACAAGAAGAAAUUGGAAUCCUUGAACAGCGCAUGGUGGAAGAAGAGCAGCAAAUCAUAAAAGAGAUGGAAGAAAAACGCCAUGCAUACGACAGGCUGCUGGGACAGCUGCGACAGCGAAGGGAGGCAGAGGAACGGCGACGCGUACUACGGCAAAACCAUGUGAAACGAAUAGAAAGAGAGGCGCCGGGCAGCGAAUUGAGCCAUCUUAUGGGCCAAUUCGCCGAAGAUACAAAGUUGCUUGACAAAGCAUUAGCAGAAGAAGCUGAACGGCAGCACAGCAUUAUGCGGAAGAGGGCACUUCUUAGAAAUGCCGAAAAAUCUGAACGCUUGAAUACGAAGCGGCUCGUUGAAAAGCAACGGUUUCUUAUUAAUCAGAGCGAGAUUCGGAGACGUGAAAUAGCGCUUAACACUGCGAGAGCAGGCGCAAGGACCCAGAGGCAUAUGGUUGAAACAAUGAACAAGAAAGAGCUGGAAAAGAGAAUGGAGCUUGCACAUCGGCUAGAGGAGCAACGGAACUGGGCUCCUAUUUGGCGGGAGAUCUUUGAGGAGGAACAGAACGCCGGCACGUUCGAUUCUUGGGAGCAUGAUGAUGAGCAAAUUACAUUCGCAGGGCACUUUGCAACAAAUCUGUUGCACACGGAGCGGAUACUCAUCAGUGAAGCGGCCUUCAUGCGUGAACUUCUUGGAGGUUUCCGAAAGCUGAGUUAUAUUCUUUCAUUGAUUAAAUUGGCUCCGAACACGGAGCCCAUGCGCAGUCAAGACGAGAUGCCAGGCACAUCUUCCGAGAGUGAAUCCUCUGUCGAAUCCACUGGCUCAGAGGUUAUUACGACCAACUUGAGCAAUAACAAGAGCAGCAGCAAGAGCAGCAGACUGGACUCGAGUAGUGAUUCAUCUGCCUCCCAGGUCUCCUUAGGAUCUAGUUCUGGCGACAGUAGAGUUAGCGGCUUUGAGGUAUCGUCGAGCACCAGUGGAUUAUCAGCCUCAGAAGGCAGAAGUCAAAGCAGCUGCACUUCUGGUGACUCCAGCAAAAACUCUGCCAUCAGUAAAUCAGGAGAUAUAGCUGAUGGCUUGAGGGGCAAUCCGAAUAGGGGAUAG
This is a messenger RNA of Cyclospora cayetanensis, 10257 nucleotides long. RefSeq lists its product as uncharacterized. The record is from RefSeq and is a predicted model, not a curated record. NCBI's taxonomy places the organism in Eukaryota, Apicomplexa, Conoidasida, Eucoccidiorida, Eimeriidae. The transcript is spliced from 53 exons.